Molecule: messenger RNA, 1053 nt
Organism: Rhagoletis zephyria (snowberry fruit fly)
Lineage: Eukaryota; Metazoa; Arthropoda; Insecta; Diptera; Tephritidae
Product: protein VASP homolog
Source: RefSeq, a predicted model, not a curated record
AUGGGAAGCAAAAAGAAGAAGCCCUCGAAGGAGUCGAGCCACAAGGAUGGCACAAAAGGAGGAGGAGGAAAGGGAGGUAAAAAGACGACCAAAGAGAAGUCCAAGACAGUGAUGAAGCCCGAAGAAAGUCAGCAAAACACUGGUGGUCGUCGUUCUCCACAAAAUUACUACCAGUAUGGAGAUCGCCAGCAAAACAUCCCUCUACCUCCAUCACCACAGCCUUCGGCAGCUUUUAUGGCCCCGCCAUUUGCAAUGGGCAUGCAACCACAGCAGAAUAUGCCGCCCUUUGUUGGAGGUGGUGGAGGUGGUGGUUCUCCCUACUACCCUCAGCCGCCGUACCAGGCACAUCCACAAGCUGCACUCUCACUACCUCAAGGCACCGAGUACCAGAUGAUGCUGCAUCACCUGGUGACCACACUGCAGGAGGACAUUCGCCAGUUGAACUACCGCGUAAAGCGUCUGGAGGACCUGAGCAUGGCGGCUGGGGCAAAUCUGGGGACUUCCACUCUUGGCGGAGGUGCUCAGCUUCAGCAGCAGCCGCCGCAACAGCAACAGCAACAACAGCCAGCUCAGCCCUCGACACCGGCUGACAACAACAAGGGAAUGGAGGUGAUUGUGAAGAUGCUGCAGGAGAUACGCUCCACUCAGCAGUUGUCGCCGGCGCCGGUGGCGGGCAAGACGGGGGAUGCAACUCCACCACCGCCGCCGCCGCCUCGGCAGCCAUCACCUAUCACGAAUUCAAAGGAGAACAUCGCCGAUGGAGGAGGAGGAGAAGGUAAUCAGCAGCAACAACAGCCGGCGACGGAGGCGGUGGCCAAAGCACCAGCGGGAAAGGCAAACACCGAGAACGCGAAGAAGAAGGCCCGCACUGCUGAUCUGAUCGUCGAGGUGGCUCGUAUGAUCAAAGAGGAGAAGAAGACACAGCCGCCACCACCACCACCGCCGCCUAAAGCACUUCCUCCAAAGGAGUCCAACAGCGGCAACAAGAAGGCCGCUCCUCCGGAGACGUUCGCCGCCAAAGUGGACCGGAUUCGAGCUAAGAAGAAGAAGUGA